AUGGGUAUCGAUUUGAAAGCCGGGGGUAAGUCCAAGAAGACCAAACGAACAGCACCAAAAUCCAAUGAUAUCUAUCUCAAGCUUCUCGUCAAGCUUUACCGUUUCCUUGUUCGGAGGGCUCCCGGUAAUUUCAAUGCGGUUAUCCUUAAACGUCUUUUCAUGAGCAAAGUCAAUAGGCCACCGCUAUCUCUCUCUAGGUUGAUUCGCUUCAUGAAGGGAAAGGAGGGUAAGAUUGCUGUAGUUGUGGGGGCUGUGACCGAUGAUAUUCGUGUUUAUGACGUGCCUGCAAUGAAGGUAACUGCUUUAAGGUUCACAGAAACUGCCAGAGCUAGAAUUGUGAAGGCUGGUGGGGAGUGCCUUACUUUUGAUCAGCUGGCUAUUGAAGCUCCUCUAGGCCAGAACACGGUUCUUCUUAGAGGUCCCAAAAAUGCCCGUGAGGCUGUCAAGCAUUUUGGAAGAGCUCCUGGUGUGCCACACAGCCACACCAAGCCCUAUGUCCGUUCUAAAGGACGCAAGUUCGAGAAAGCCAGAGGUAAGAGGAAGAGCAGAGGCUUUAGAGUUUAA
This is a messenger RNA of Lathyrus sativus (Indian pea), 564 nucleotides long. NCBI's taxonomy places the organism in Eukaryota, Viridiplantae, Streptophyta, Magnoliopsida, Fabales, Fabaceae. The record is from the annotation of a GenBank genome assembly.